Rubroshorea leprosula is the source of this 1059-nucleotide messenger RNA. NCBI's taxonomy places the organism in Eukaryota, Viridiplantae, Streptophyta, Magnoliopsida, Malvales, Dipterocarpaceae. The record is from the annotation of a GenBank genome assembly.
GGGUCGAACACUCUGAACGGAUAUUUCUACCGUCCGAGUGGGAGUAAAGCUUCACAUAACUAAUUUCCAAUUAACCCCGGCCUCUGUGACCUUCUGGAACAAUCUCGAUUCUCCGCCUCCGUCGACGGGAAGUAUGGCCGGAAGAGAAGUUCGUGAGUACACCAACCUCACCGACCCCAAAGGCACGAAAUUGGGGAAGGGAAAGGAUAGGCUAGACGAUGAAGAUAUCGCUUUCCAGCGCAUGGUUUCCAAGAUGCAAGAGGUUGCUGGAGAACGUGGAGGAUACCUACAUGGUCGAGGGGCAUUGGACAGUGAUGACUUACUCUAUCUCAAGGAGCAGAUGGAAGCUGAGGAAGAUGCUGAACGUCUCCUACGCCGCACUGAGAAACGGGCAUUUGCUGCAUUUAAGAUAUCCUUCCUCAUCUACCUCAUUUCCCUUCCAAAUAGAAAAGAAUCUUCUUCUAAAACCUAAAUAGUGUCAACAUGAUUGGAAAUACUUGCUACUUACCCCAUUGGUCUUGAUGUUUUUGCAUCUAUUACUUCUUUCAUUCCCUAUUUUAGGCUUGGCAAUGCCAUGUUAGAACAUUUUUUUGAUCUCCAUAUUUAAAUGUCUCUACAAUCACAAAGCAGUUUUGUUUUUUUUUAAAGCUAAAACCAGUUUUUUCUCAUUAUUGUGAUUAUCGACUUUAAAAUUCAUUAUGUUUCACUUUGCAGAAGUUUUUGCAUGGGAAAAGUUAUGUGAAAUAUGUUGUAUGCAAUUCAUGGUUUCUGUUUGUCAUUAGCCUGCUAGUUCUUUGUUUCCCACAUUAUUUCAUCUUUUUGGCUGACCUUAUAUAGACUGUGUUAGAUUUUCCAUGCAUGGUAUAUAUAAGUUGAAACACAGUCAACUUGUCGGUCUCUCAUUUUCUUCCUUAACCAAUGGGCACAAAGCUGCAAAUUUAGCAGAUUCUUCACCUGCUGUGGUUCCUUUGCCUCUCCGUGUUGAGCCCAAGCCAAAAAGUGGGAUUAGACAGCAAGAUCUACUGAAGAAGGUUGUAGAAAUUAAACCCAAACGACCUA